AUGUCCCGUACUCCAACCGACCCCGCCGCUCCCAGUCAUCCGUUCAAUCGCCGCAUUGUCGGCGUCUGGUCGCUUGUGGACUUUCGAACCGAAGCCCUCAGUUCGCUGCCCACCAGAUAUCCGUUGGGAUCGAAUCCCCAAGGUCUUCUGAUGUACCACCCCAACGGAUUCAUGUCCGGCCAUUUGAUGAAGUCUGAAGAAAGCCUUCAUUCUUCUCCGACCGGAAUCUUGAAUCUGGGGUGUGCAGGGUCAGAUGUAAUCGGAGCCUCGCAUUGGUCCAUGUCCUAUGCCGGUGCCUAUCAGGUAUCUGACGCUCAAGAUUCGAGCCCUGAGGACGCUGCAGUCAUAUCCCAUUCCAUCCAUGUGACUUCCAACCCUCAAAUGAUGGGCACCGUGCAGCAGCGGGUGGCGUGCUUCAACGACAGGGAUCUGGUCUUGAGUACAACUGAAUUGGUUGACGUUGAGGGAAUUAUCAUCCGACCAGUGCUUACCUGGCGCCGGGUUCAGGGUUGCACGGAGUGA
This is a messenger RNA of Aspergillus steynii IBT 23096, 522 nucleotides long. RefSeq lists its product as uncharacterized. Lineage: Eukaryota; Fungi; Ascomycota; Eurotiomycetes; Eurotiales; Aspergillaceae. Bases 1 to 522 code for a protein of 173 amino acids. The transcript has 2 exons. The record is from RefSeq and is a predicted model, not a curated record.